Perca fluviatilis (European perch) is the source of this 1988-nucleotide messenger RNA. RefSeq names its product store-operated calcium entry regulator STIMATE-like. NCBI's taxonomy places the organism in Eukaryota, Metazoa, Chordata, Actinopteri, Perciformes, Percidae. Gene Ontology annotation, molecular function: calcium channel regulator activity. The record is from RefSeq and is a predicted model, not a curated record. Gene Ontology annotation, biological process: activation of store-operated calcium channel activity. Gene Ontology annotation, cellular component: membrane; cortical endoplasmic reticulum.
UGGGUACUGCCAGGCAGGGAAGCAGCUGGAUGUACGCGAGCCGUGACGUGCAAUUAUUCACAUUUUUUAACUUAUACAUACGAGAUUUAAUGCAUGCGUGAAAGUCACGAGGAACCGGUGCACCCGCUGUUUUCAACGUCUGAGAGGAAAUAUAAGUUGGGUAGCCUAGCGUAAGAAUGGAAAUGAGUAGUUAGCUUGGGGGCUAGCUAGCUAACGUUAGCUAGGUUAUGAUAGCAUCUCUUUUUUUUUUUUUUUUACUAUGGACGCUUGGCUAUCGGCAAAAUGUCACACCUGGUUGACCUGCACUGUACAACAUACUCCAAAUAAGACACUGGUUUUGUCUGUUUCAUUGGCUACGUGACAGGUGUAGUUGGUGUGUCUGAUAGUAAUGUUAGCUCGCAGAUUCCAGGUCGAGCCAGGAGUCGUUUUUAUGGUUGCACGGACCUUUUAAAACUAGCUAGCUAACGGUAUUGCUUUUUAGUGUUGCAGUGUGUAGACAAGUCAGUUACAGUUAGAAGUCAUUGCAACUUAUCGUAAGCUUUUGGAGCGACGACUUUACUUCUCUUAUGACAAAACAGCAAUGACUGCAUGAUUGUCUGAAGCAGGAGAAUGAGUGGGCGCUUGGAAAGGAGAGGAUGCCACCAUCUUUCACCGAAGACUGUCCAGCUUAACCUAUCGAUUAGCUGACCAACAAUUGCUGGAGACGACUGGGAAGCACACGGAGUUCGUUAGUGAGAAGCUAUUGCUCUCGGCUUUAUUGUCUCGUCCAGCUCUUUUGGUCCAUGGCUGCAGUUAGUGGUAUUAACAUGCCGUCUCAGGUCGGAGACGUAUCACUGUCAGGUCCAGGAAUGGCAGGACUGCCUGCUGUGUCCUUUACCAACACGUCGGUGUCGGCCAGCCCGACGCCAGGUACUGAUAACCGGGGGUGCGAGAAUGGCGCCUUGAUGGACUCGUUUGGGAUUUUCCUGCAAGGACUUCUGGCUGUGGUGGCUUUCAGCACGCUGAUGUUAAAACGCUUCAGGGAGCCAAAACAUGAGAGGAGACCCUGGAGGAUCUGGUUUCUGGACACCUCAAAACAGGCCAUUGGGAUGCUGUUUAUCCACUUUGCUAAUGUCUACUUGUCUGACCUCACAGAGGAGGAUCCUUGUUCACUAUAUCUCAUCAACUUCCUGUUGGAUGCUUCUCUGGGCAUGUUGCUGAUCUAUGCUGGGGUGAGAGCUGUCAGUGCUAUUGUAGAGUGGAGGCAGUGGGACUCUCUGCGUUUUGGAGAAUAUGGUGAGCCAGUGCAGUGCACAGCGUGGUUGGGCCAGUGUAUCCUCUACAUCCUCAUCAUGAUGUUUGAGAAAGUCCUUAUCAUGCUGGUCCUCCUCAUCCCCCAGUGGAAGAAGCUGGCUCUCCUCAACCCCAUAGAGAAUCCUGACCUGGAACUGGCUAUUGUCAUGCUCAUCGUUCCAUUCUUCAUCAACGCCCUCAUGUUCUGGGUGGUAGAUAAUUUCCUAAUGAAGAAGCACAGGACAAAAGCAAAACUGGAGGAGGAGGAGUCACGAGGGAGCAGCAGGUAACGCUACAGACGAACUCUGUCCCAUGAUGACUCAGAGUCGGAGUGGUCUACAUGCACAGCGGGCCAGUGGCGCAAUGGAUAACGCGUCUGACUACGGAUCAGAAGAUUCUAGGUUCGACUCCUGGCUGGCUCGUAUGUUUUUUUUCUAGUGGCUUUCAUUUGGCUGAAAUGCAGCAUUAGUUGAUGUGCAUUAUCAAAAUAAAAUAAUCAGUCUAUCAGGUUUUGGUGAGAGGAGAAGAGUCUUACAGUCAAGUUAGUUUAUGUUUGCUUCACAUACAUUUUAGCAUUACAUUUUAGCAUUACAUUUUAUCAGCGGUGGAAAGUAGGUAUACCGUAUUUCAUAAAUUGUAAGGCCUACUUUUAAUUGAGAAUUUUAAUUUUCUUCUAUUUUAUAGGCUACUUCUACUCCUAUAAUUCAGAGUCAAGU